Molecule: messenger RNA, 3817 nt
Organism: Ostrea edulis (European flat oyster)
Lineage: Eukaryota; Metazoa; Mollusca; Bivalvia; Ostreida; Ostreidae
Exons: 3
Coding region: 173-3562 (1129 amino acids)
Biological process (GO): positive regulation of DNA-templated transcription
Cellular component (GO): chromatin; nucleoplasm
Molecular function (GO): ubiquitin-protein transferase activity; protein binding; zinc ion binding
Source: RefSeq, a predicted model, not a curated record
UUGUGGACUUUGAAUCAAUUGAAGCAGUAGAUAAGGCGUACUUAGGUAGUGUAUACAGGGUCCAUCUCGUCACGUACAGGUAUUUAAAGCACGGGACUACACUGAAGGUCGAAAGAACAGGGAGGCCAUGUUGGAUUUACAGUGAACUACUAUUGUGACCCAGACACCAGAAAUGCUGCACCCCCGGCGCAGUGCCCAGCACGUCCUACUAUGCGACUCCUGUGAAAUUGCCCCCCUACAGAGUCACUGUGAACGUUGUAAUAUAAAUCUUUGUACUAACUGUGUAGACAAACAUCUCUUGGAUUCGUCUAGAAAACACCGAGUCAUACCGUUCAUAGAGAAAUGUUCUACUCCUAACUACCCAAGAUGUCAAAGCCACCCCGACAAACAGGGCGAAUCUCAUUGUGAGAAAUGUGGCCUUCCCGUCUGUUCUACCUGCGUCGCCUUCGGUAAACACAGAGGUCACGAUAUAUCAGAUAUUCAGAAAGAACUCAGCGCUAAAACACAAGGUUUACGAACAGAUUUGAAAGAACUCGAGACCAGAAUUUACCCCCGAUAUCAAAAAAUUGUCUCCGAUGUCCAAACUGAGAAAGUCGAGUUAGAAACGAAGUACGGGAAACUGACCACAGUUGCCGACCAACAAGGAGAAGCCUUACACCGGGAGAUCACCGCCAUUGUCAAGAAACGGAAAUCCGACAUUGCGGAGAUGAAAACUAAACAUCGGACUGCCUUAAAUAAAAACAAAGAUGAAAUCACACACAGUAUUACUGAACUUAAACAAAUCAUUCUAAAUCUGAAGACAAUAUUGGAAUCCAAUGACGUCUCCCUAAUAUCUACCUACAAAUCUAGGAAUGCCGAGUUCAGGAGAUUACCACCAAAAGUCCAAGUUACAUUACCAAGUUUGUCACCUCAGAAAAUAAACACAAAACAGAUCCGUGAAAUGUUUGGUUCUCUGUUGCCAUUAUCCAUUAAUCCAGAAGAACGAGGCUACAUAAUGAGGUCAGUAGAAGCUGUAUCGUCUCCUCCAGUCAAACCACUGCUUGAUGAACCGCGCGUCACCGCAACCAUAGACACUGGGUAUGAAUAUCUAUACAGUGUUAGCUGUGUCAGUGAGGAACAAUUCUGGACACGCGGGAGUAACGAAAUCAUGAAGCUCCUCAACCUCCGGGGUAAACUACUGACAUCAAUACAAACCAAGUCAGGGGACUGGCCAGGGGACAUAGCAGUGACACGGGACGGAGAUCUUGUUUAUAUUGACACUGAUGAUAACACUAUGAACCUCGUUAAGAACAAAAAGAUACAGACGGUGAUCACGCUACAGGGGUGGAAACCUCUCGGUGUCUGCAGUACCUCAUCUGAUGGUUUCCUGGUUACCAUGAUCAGUGAUGAUAGAAAACAAUCCAAAGUUGUGCGUUACUCUGGCUCCACAGAGACACAAACCAUUCAGUUUGAUGAUCAGGGUCGUCCUCUAUAUUCAUCUGCUUAUUGCAUCAGUGAAAACAGGAACCUGGAUAUCUGUGUGGCUGACUGGGGAGUUGGUGCAGUAGUGGUGGUCAAUCAGUCAGGAAAACUCCGAUUUAGAUACACUGGUCAUCCCUCUAAAACCAAGCAAUCAUUUGAUCCAUACGGCAUCACUACAGACAGCCAGAGUCACAUCCUGACAGCAGACUAUGAGAAUCACCGUAUCCACAUCCUAGAUCAGGACGGACAGUUCCUCCGUUACAUUCAUUGUAAUUUAGAACUUCCAUUCGGUUUAUGUGUGGACAUCAGAGACAACCUCUUUGUGGCUGAGUGGGUCACUGCUAAAGUGAAGAAAAUCCAAUAUCUAUCAACACAGUGUUCAUCACAGAUAACUACUAUUGUGACCCAGACACCAGAAAUGCUGCACCCCCGGCGCAGUGCCCAGCACGUCCUACUAUGCGACUCCUGUGAAAUUGCCCCCCUACAGAGUCACUGUGAACGUUGUAAUAUAAAUCUUUGUACUAACUGUGUAGACAAACAUCUCUUGGAUUCGUCUAGAAAACACCGAGUCAUACCGUUCAUAGAGAAAUGUUCUACUCCUAACUACCCAAGAUGUCAAAGCCACCCCGACAAACAGGGCGAAUCUCAUUGUGAGAAAUGUGGCCUUCCCGUCUGUUCUACCUGCGUCGCCUUCGGUAAACACAGAGGUCACGAUAUAUCAGAUAUUCAGAAAGAACUCAGCGCUAAAACACAAGGUUUACGAACAGAUUUGAAAGAACUCGAGACCAGAAUUUACCCCCGAUAUCAAAAAAUUGUCUCCGAUGUCCAAACUGAGAAAGUCGAGUUAGAAACGAAGUACGGGAAACUGACCACAGUUGCCGACCAACAAGGAGAAGCCUUACACCGGGAGAUCACCGCCAUUGUCAAGAAACGGAAAUCCGACAUUGCGGAGAUGAAAACUAAACAUCGGACUGCCUUAAAUAAAAACAAAGAUGAAAUCACACACAGUAUUACUGAACUUAAACAAAUCAUUCUAAAUCUGAAGACAAUAUUGGAAUCCAAUGACGUCUCCCUAAUAUCUACCUACAAAUCUAGGAAUGCCGAGUUCAGGAGAUUACCACCAAAAGUCCAAGUUACAUUACCAAGUUUGUCACCUCAGAAAAUAAACACAAAACAGAUCCGUGAAAUGUUUGGUUCUCUGUUGCCAUUAUCCAUUAAUCCAGAAGAACGAGGCUACAUAAUGAGGUCAGUAGAAGCUGUAUCGUCUCCUCCAGUCAAACCACUGCUUGAUGAACCGCGCGUCACCGCCACCAUAGACACUGGGUAUGAAUAUCUAUACAGUGUUAGCUGUGUCAGUGAGGAACAAUUCUGGACACGCGGGAGUAACGAAAUCAUGAAGCUCCUCAACCUCCGGGGUAAACUACUGACAUCAAUACAAACCAAGUCAGGGGACUGGCCAGGGGACAUAGCAGUGACACGGGACGGAGAUCUUGUUUAUAUUGACACUGAUGAUAACACUAUGAACCUCGUUAAGAACAAAAAGAUACAGACGGUGAUCACGCUACAGGGGUGGAAACCUCUCGGUGUCUGCAGUACCUCAUCUGAUGGUUUCCUGGUUACCAUGAUCAGUGAUGAUAGAAAACAAUCCAAAGUUGUGCGUUACUCUGGCUCCACAGAGACACAAACCAUUCAGUUUGAUGAUCAGGGUCGUCCUCUAUAUUCAUCUGCUUAUUGCAUCAGUGAAAACAGGAACCUGGAUAUCUGUGUGGCUGACUGGGGAGUUGGUGCAGUAGUGGUGGUCAAUCAGUCAGGAAAACUCCGAUUUAGAUACACUGGUCAUCCCUCUAAAACCAAGCAAUCAUUUGAUCCAUACGGCAUCACUACAGACAGCCAGAGUCACAUCCUGACAGCAGACUAUGAGAAUCACCGUAUCCACAUCCUAGAUCAGGACGGACAGUUCCUCCGUUACAUUCAUUGUAAUUUAGAACUUCCAUUCGGUUUAUGUGUGGACAUCAGAGACAACCUCUUUGUGGCUGAGUGGGUCACUGCUAAAGUGAAGAAAAUCCAAUAUCUAUCAACACAGUGUUCAUCACAGAUAUAAACACGGUGUUAAUUACAGAUAUAAACACGGUGUUAACAUAACUCAAGUGACCCCCAAACGUCCAGUCUUCUGAUUCAAGGUCACAGUCUUCUGUUUACCUUUAAUGACGUCACAACACGAAUCUAAAUCUCCACAGUCCUACAAAAUAAACACAGAUAGAAAUCUUAUCAAACUCAAUUUCCAAGAAUAUUGUAUUAAUUUACUUCAACAAAGAACUGACUUGAUUUAGCCAGUCUUGACAAUUGAUACUGAUCC